UUACUUGAAAUUGAACACAGUUGAAGGUACAGCAUCAUUCUGCCAGCCUCACAGAUAGAAUUUUAAGGUCUUUGGAGUGGGAGUAGAUCGUCAGCUGGACAAAGCUUUUUUGAAGAAUGACAUCACGGUGCCCCAGAUGCACAAAAGAUGUGUUUUUUGCUGAGAAAGUGAGCUCGCUGGGGAAGAACUGGCACCGGUUCUGCCUGAAAUGCAAACGCUGUAACAAAACCCUGUCGGCUGGCAACCACGCUGAGCAUGAUGGACUGCCCUACUGUCACAAACCAUGCUACGGAACUCUCUUUGGACCCAAAGGUGUGAACAUCGGAGGGGCAGGCUCCUACAUCUACGACACUCCUCAACCCACCUUCGACUGCCCCCCCGAGGGAUCCCCCACCACACCAUGGACCACCAUGCAGGUCACCUGGAACCAGCCCAAAGUUCUUCCCCCUCCAACCAGGACAUUUGCUGGAGAGACCUCACUCUGUCCUGGCUGUGAGAAAGUGGUCUAUUUCGCAGAGAAGGUGAUGUCCCUGGGGAGGAACUGGCACAGACCGUGCCUGCGCUGUGAGCGGUGUAAGAAGACACUGACCUCUGGUGGACAUGCUGAGCAUGAAGGGAUACCUUACUGCCACGUCCCUUGUUACGGCAUCCUGUAUGGACCAAAAGGAGUGAACAUCGGCAACGUGGGCUGUUACAUCUACGAGAAAGAAGGCAUGGCGCAAACUGAAAUACCCAGCCAGUCCUAGCCACACACUGAAAGUGAGAUGAAUGUAAAUAGCCAAUAGAAAACUCUGGUUAAAUGUCCUCGGUUUGGGGUUUCAGUGACUGAAUUGAUUGAAAUUACUGAAUUGAGUGACUGAAGUUGUUGCGAUGGAACCGACCACGCGAUCACAGGUCAACAUGAGGUCAUGUUUCUUUAUUUGUUUUCAUGAUCACAUAAAUUAUAUCACAUGGAAGGGACAUUUACAAAAACACUCUGCAUUUUAUUCUAAUGUAUUAACGUAAUAAUGUUUAGGAAUAUUUAAAUCACGUUUGCAACCUAAAGUUAUAAAGCAUUAUACCGGAACACUUUAAGUGUUUUUACACACACACAUAUAUAUAUAUAUUUAAUAUAUGCAUAUACAGUACCAGUCAGAAGUUUGGACACACCUACUCAUUCAAAUUUUUUUAAAACUUUUUUAACAUUUUCUACAUUGUAGAAUAAUAGUGAAGACAUCAAAACUAUGAAAUAACACAUAUGGAAUCAUGUAGUAACCAAAAAAGUGUUAAACAAAUCAAAAUGUAUUUCAUGUUUUCGAUUGAGCAGUUGUUGUCUGCUUUUCCUUCACUCUGCGGUCCAACUCAUCCCAAACCAUCUCAAUUGGGUUGAGCUCGGGUGAUUGUGGAGGCCUGGUUACCUGAUGCAGAAUCUGAUUUGGCCUCAUCAAACCAAAGGACAGAUUUCCACCGGUCUAAUGUCCAUUGCUCGUGUUUCUUGGCCCAAGCAAGUCUCUUAUUAUUAUUGGUGUCAUUUAGUAGUGGUUUCUUUGCAGCAAUAUGACCAUGAAGGCCUGAUUCUUACAGUCUGUUGAGAUGUGUCUGUUACUUGAACUCUGCGAAGCAUUUAUUUGGGCUGAAAUUUCUGAGGCUGUUAACGUUAAUGAACUUAUCCUCUGCAACAGAGGUAACUCUGGGUCUUCCUUUCCUGUGGCGGUCCUCACGAGAGCUAGUUUCAUCAUAGCACUUGAUGGUUUUUGUGACUGCACUUGAAGAAACUUUCAAAGUUCUUGAAAUGUUCCGUAUUAACUGACCUUCAUGUCUUAAAGUAAUGAUGGACUGUUGUUUCUCUUUGCUUAUUUGAGCUGUUCUUGCCAUAAUAUGGACUUGGUCUUUUGCCAAAUAAGCCUAUCUUUUGUAUACCAACCCUACCUUGUCACAACAUAACUGAUUGGCUCAAACACAUUAAGAAGGAAAGAAAUUCCUCAAAUUAACUUUUAAUAAGGCACACCUGUUAAUUGAAAUGCAUUUCAGGUGACUACCUCAUGAAGCUGGUUGAGAGAAUGCCUAGAGUGUGCAAAGCUGUCAUCAAGGCAAAGGGUGGCUACUUUGAAGAAUCUCAAAUCUCAAAUAUAUUUUGAUUUGUUUAACACUUUUGUGGUUAAUACAUGAUUCCAUAUGUAUUAUUUCAUAGUUUUGAUGUCUUCACUAUUAUUCUACAAUGUAUAAAAUAGUAAAAAUAAAGAAAAACAGUUGAAUGAGUAGGUGUGUCCAAACUUUUGACUGGUACUGUAUAAAAUGUGUAUUCAACAAUAGGCUCAUAUUAAAUAUUAAAGAUUGAUGGCAUGCAUUUGCCAAUGGUUAUGGUGAAGAAUAAUGCAUACAGAGUUAUGAUACAUUAUCAAAGAUAAUAUCUUGUUCCUCAUUGAUAUGAAACAGAAAAGGAGUCUUUUCUAAAUAAGAUAAUGUCAUAUUGGUUAAGUGUAAAUUAUAAUUAAGUGUAAAUUAUAAUUUGUAUGUGAUGAAUAACACUUGAAUUAUGCUUCACACUUCAGGCUUUCUCUUCCUCUUUUGUUCUCUUGUAUUUCGUUUAUCUUUUUUUAUAAGAUCAGUGCAAGGUUUGAAGGUUGUUUUUGAUGUGUAACAAACACACUGAGUGUACUAAACAUUAAAGAACACCUUCCUAAUA
Molecule: messenger RNA, 2665 nt
Organism: Salvelinus fontinalis (brook trout)
Lineage: Eukaryota; Metazoa; Chordata; Actinopteri; Salmoniformes; Salmonidae
Product: cysteine-rich protein 2-like
Exons: 7
Coding region: 117-746 (209 amino acids)
Source: RefSeq, a predicted model, not a curated record